Molecule: messenger RNA, 1422 nt
Organism: Penicillium daleae
Lineage: Eukaryota; Fungi; Ascomycota; Eurotiomycetes; Eurotiales; Aspergillaceae
Product: C78 family peptidase
Exons: 6
Coding region: 1-1422 (473 amino acids)
Source: RefSeq, a predicted model, not a curated record
AUGGACGGCUCCGAUCUUCUAACAUGCCCAUUCUGUCCCUUUUCAGAUGCGGAUGCCAGCUUCCUGGAGAUGCACAUCGAGCACUGUCACCCAGAGAACGGUGCCCCGCAAAGUCUCACGCCCGAUUUUCAUGAGUGGGAGAACAGGCGGUCUCCGUCGCCGUUGCCGACAGAUGAGGACUCUACAGAGAAAUAUGUUGAUUGCCCACGUGGGUGUGGUGAGACAGUGACAGUGGCUGAGCUGUCGACGCAUUUGGAUCUUCAUCUGGCGGAGGGCAUGGCAUUCGAUGAGAUUGGGGCAGACUCGCCUCAAUACAACGCAGACGCCUCCAGUCCUGAUGAUUAUGACUUGCCUCUAGACCAGGAAGACAAGCUUGAUCUACAAGGAGCCCUCCAAGGUGGCAAAAGGGGCGCAGAUCGCGACUUUGCACGCAGGAAUAAUAAUGCCAAACCAGCCCGAGCAAAGAGUCCACCGCGGACUCGGGGACAGGAUGGUGCAAUGCGGCUUGGGCGUGCGGAACUGGGUCCUCAUGCCAAUGAGAAAAAGAUGCCCUCGUGGCUGAAGCACAUGCUGGAAAAAGGUGGCCGAACCUCAAAGCAGACCCAGAUCACAUCAGACGGGAAUCUAGCAAGGCACACCACAGUGGAAAACGAGACUGACCACCUCAUCCCGGUUAUUGCGAAACUAUGCGAGCAAGACAAGACUGUGCAAAGAGCUUUUCUCUGCAACCCCAAGGUUCGCCAUAUCUGCAAGCUUUCCCGAGAAGGUGGAUUCUGUGGGUAUCGAAAUAUUCAGAUGCUUGUGUCAUAUAUUACGAAGACGCAAAAUACGGGUUAUACACACUUUCCCCAUGGUGUACCGUCGAUUCUGGAUCUCCAGGAUUUAAUCGAACAGGCUUGGGAUAUGGGAUUUAACAGCUCGGGCAGGACCGAGACAGGAGGUAUCAAAGGGACAAGGAAAUUUAUUGGAACUCCCGAGGCACAAGCUCUGUUCCAGAGUCUCGGAAUCCCAUGCGAUGCCAGUAGUCUGACUGCGAGCGAAGGCAUGCUAGCUUACGAUAAACUCUACAUGGAGGUAGCGAGUUACUUCCGCUCGGCAUGCUCGCUAGACGACGAGAAAACAAAGGUCUUCAAGACCGACCUUCCUCCCAUCUAUUUCCAACAUCAAGGCCACUCAAUGACCAUUGUGGGAUUUGAGAUCCGCGACGACAGCAGCGCGAACCUACUGGUGUUUGAUCCCAUGUUCAAGACAGCACCAGCGAUGCACCGCCUGAUUGGCACGUCCGCGAAGUGCGACAAUCCAAUUCGCCUACUCAAGGCCUAUCGGAGGGGCACUAAGUAUUUGCAAAAGUACAAGCUUUUUGAGCUUCUCAAAUUAAUUCCAGUGCUGGGAACCGCCUCGCCCGAUACGACCUCGACAUGA